Molecule: messenger RNA, 2592 nt
Organism: Pseudoliparis swirei
Lineage: Eukaryota; Metazoa; Chordata; Actinopteri; Perciformes; Liparidae
Product: E3 ubiquitin-protein ligase TRIM39-like
Exons: 2
Coding region: 158-1858 (566 amino acids)
Molecular function (GO): protein binding; zinc ion binding
Source: RefSeq, a predicted model, not a curated record
AGAGGAGAGCUGCUGCGUCACACUCAGGAAACGAAAGUUAACUUCAGAGUCAGAAACACUGCAGUCGAGACGAGUCUCUGCUUUUCUCUCAGACGAUUCAAAGUGACGUCUUCAGGUUUUUCUCAACAAUUCAACAGAGUCUCUUCCAAACACUGAUAUGGCUUCUGCAAACCUUCUGCUGUCUGAAGAUCAGUUCCUGUGCUCCGUCUGUCUGGAUGUGUUCACUGAUCCAGUCACAACACCAUGUGGACACAACUUCUGCAAAAAGUGCAUCAAUGAUUACUGGAAUACCAACAACCAGAACAUGUGUCCACUGUGUAAAAAGGUUUUCUUCUCAAGACCUGAGCUGCUCGUCAACACUUUGUUCUCUGAGAUGGUUUCUCAGUUCAGACAGUCGACUCAGCAGAAAGCCAGCAGCAGCAGCUCAGAGCAACAAGAGUCCAGACCAGGAGAAGUUCCCUGUGACGUCUGCACUGGAACCAAACUGAAGGCCCUGAAGUCCUGCCUGGUGUGUCUGGGCUCCUACUGUGAGACUCACCUGGAGCCUCACCUGACAGCUUCACGCCUGAAGAGACAUCAGCUGAUGGACCCUGUGGAGAACCUGGAAGACAGGAUGUGUCUGAAGCACGAUAAACCUCUGGAGCUGUUCUGUAGGACCGACCAGACGUGUGUCUGCAUGCUCUGCACUGUGUUGGACCACAAGAUGCACAAUGUUGUUCCUCUGAAACAAGAAUGUGAAGGAAAGAAGGUGGAGCUGCAGAAGACAGAGGCUGAAACUCAGGAGAUGAUCCAGAAGAGACGCCUGAAGAUUCAGGAGGUCCAACACAACGUGAAGCUCAGUGAGGAAGAUGCAGACCGAGAGAAAGCAGAAGGUGUUCAGGUCUUCACUGGUCUGAAGGAGUCUGUGGAGAGGAAACUGAACGAGCUCAUCACUACGAUAGAAGAGAAGCAGAGAAGCACCAAGAAACAGGCUGAAGACGCCAUCAGAGAGAUGGAACAGGAGAUCUCUGAUCUGAUGAAGAGGAGCACUGAGGUGGAGAAGCUCUCCCUCUCUGAAGACCACCUCCACCUCCUCCAGAGUGUCCAGUCCCUCAACAUCCACCAUCCACCACCCACCAAGGACUGGUCUCAGGUCAGUGUUCCUCCAGCAUCACAUGAGGGGACUGUGAGGAGAGCUGUGUCUCAGCUGGAGGAGACGCUCAGUAACAUGAUGAAGACGCUGGUUGAAGUGAAGAUGAAGAAGCUGGUUGAAGUUGAGAUGAAGACGCUGGUUCCUGAAACUGAGAUGAAGAGGGUCCAGAAGUUUGCAGUGGACGUGACUCUUGAUCCUGAAACAGCUCAUCAUUACCUCAUCCUGUCUGAUGACGGGAAAGAAGUGAAACGUGCUCAGGUACAGCAGCCACGUCUCCCUGACAAUCCACAGAGGUUCUCUCUCGGUCCCUGUGUUUUAGGAACACAGAAGUUCUCUUCAGAAAAACUUUAUUACGAGGUUCAAGUUAAACGAAAGUCCGAAUGGAUUUUAGGAGUGACCAGAGAGUCGGUCAACAGGAAGGGACUCAUCACACCGAGUCCUCAGAACGGUUACUGGACUAUAUGGUUGAUAAAUGUUAACGAGUACGGAGCUUUUGAUGAUCCUCCAGUUCUUCUCUCCCUGAGGUCUGGGCCUCAGAAGGUGGGGGUGUUUGUGGACUAUGAGGAGGGUCUGGUCUCCUUCUAUGACGUAGAAGCUGCAGCUCUCAUCUACUCCUUUACUGGCUGCUCCUUCAAGGAGAAACUCCUCCCAUUCUUCGAUCCUGGUCGUUAUCAUGAUGGUAUAAACUCUGCUCCUCUGAUCAUCUCUCCUGUUGGAGUAAACUAAUCACUUCUCUCACGUCCUUCAAGGGAAAAUAUUUAAACUCAACCCUGUGUGGUCUCCACCUCAUCUUCUCCACCUCAUCUCCUCCACCUCAUCUCCUCCUCCUCGUCUUCUCCACCUCAUCUUCUCCACCUCAUCUCCUCCUCCUCAUCUCCUCCACCUCAUCUCCUCCUCGUCUUCUAACUGUAGGGAUGCACAGAUACUCGUACACAUGCAGCCUCGUUUCCUCGAGGUCUUCUCCAUCAACUUUUCUCUGAGGUUGUCGGCUGUCUGUCUGGAAUGAUCUGUCAGGGUUUCCAGCAGAAACUAAAUAGAAAUACAACAAAAAUAUCUUCAUUCUUUUGUAUUUGUUUUUCUAUGUGAUGGGCAACUGCAGACAACAUAUUCAUUCAGAGUCCUCAGGAUUCAUUUAGGAGUAAUACAUAUUACAUGUUUAUAGUGUCUCCAGAAUAAAGUUUGUCUCCUUGUGAUACUGAACAUAACAAGUUAAACAAAGGAGAAAAGAUGUCAACGGAGUUUAAAACUUCAUUUAAAAAGGGGUUUAAUUGAUGACUCGUCACUUUGGACUUUUUAUUUUGUUUGUGAAAACUGGUGAGAUGACUCAAGAGUCCAAGACAUCUGUAAAUAUAGGAUUGUUGAGUUAAAACUGCAAAAUAAAGUUGUUGUUAUCGCAAAGCAUUGUGGGAUUCCAGGCAAUGCAGAAACUUGAAUUGUUGAAUGUCUUUACCUGAUUCUUA